Molecule: messenger RNA, 309 nt
Organism: Rhincodon typus (whale shark)
Lineage: Eukaryota; Metazoa; Chordata; Chondrichthyes; Orectolobiformes; Rhincodontidae
Product: carabin-like
Exons: 3
Source: RefSeq, a predicted model, not a curated record
GAAUGUCCUACAUAGCAGCAAUGCUCCUAAUGAACAUGCAGGAAGAGGAUGCUUUCUGGGCUUUUGUUGUGCUACUGGAAAAGCCCAAGUACCUGGCUGGAUUUUAUGAACACUCAUUAGAUACAAUCCAAAGGCAUGCCAAAAUCUUUCAACAGCUGCUGAAACAUCGAAUGCCCUGCCUCUGGCAACACAUGGAGAAUUUGGAAGUGGCACCGUUACUGUUCAUCACCACUUGGUUCCUCACUCUCUUUACAUCCUUGCCUUGCUGGGAUUCGGUGUUGGCCAUCUGGGAUCUAAUCAUUCUAGAUG